AUGCAGGAGACAACCUACGCAAGAUUUUUAUUAAAAUAAGUAGUUUUAAUAAUAUACAAAUUAUGGAGCAAGCCAAAUCUAGUUCGCCUAAGCUUUUUGUGUGCACCGCCAUAGAAAACAAGGAUGAAAUAGAAGAGAGAUACGAGAGGGCUUACAAUUACUUUCAAUCCCUGGUCACUGACUGCAGUGAAAAGGAGGCUCACGAUGCGCUCAAUAACGCUGUAUGCAAGAACCAUGAGGAGGUGUCACUAGGCAUGCUCAUGUCUAUUCUCACAGAGCCCCACAAUGCUGUCAAGUGUUACAGGGACCUUACGCUCAUCACUAGAGACGGUCUUACUUCUGUGCUGAAUAAUCUCUCCAAUUUGAUUCUCGAAAGAUAUCUGAAGUUCCAAGACACUACCCGCAAUCAGCUGCUAUGGAUUGUGAAGGAAAUGAUAAGGAAUGCAGUCAAUGGUGUGGACAGUGUUUGUUGGAACUUGAUGCGGUACGCCUCUGGAGGUGACAUUACUCCUAAGAACAUAUACUUAGUAGAAUCUCUUCUGGACAUUUACUUAGAGAACAGAGCAUGGCUGGACAAAUUCCCUGUACUUAUAUGCAUGGUUGUAUACACUUACUUAAGAUUGAUAGAAGACCACAAUAUACCACAACUUAUGCACCUGCGGCAAAAAGAAGUGAAUUUUGUUAUAACUCUUAUAAGAGAGCGUUUUGCUGAUGUGUUAACCCUGGGUAGAGAUUUAGUGAGACUUCUCCAGAAUGUUGCCCGCAUUGCUGAAUUCAAUCAACUAUGGCAAGAUAUUCUGAAUAACCCAAAGUCACUUUGCCCCACUUUUACCAAUGUGCUUCAAUUAUUACAAACAAGAACGUCCCGAAGAUACUUACAAUCAAGACUUACCCCUGAUAUGGAAAGGAAAUUAGUCUUCCUCACUUCUCAGGUCAGAUUUGGCCAUCAUAAAAAAUACCAAGAGUGGUUCCAAAGGCAGUACUUGGCUACACCAGAAUCACAAUCUCUCAGGAGUGACAUGAUUAGAUUCAUUGUUGGAGUUAUACAUCCAACAAAUGAGUUGCUUUGUUCUGAUAUCAUUCCAAGAUGGGCUGUCAUUGGCUGGCUCCUCACAACCUGUACUUCCAAUGUAGCAGCCUCAAAUGCUAAGCUAGCACUAUUUUAUGACUGGUUAUUUUAUGACCCUGAAAAGGACAACAUAAUGAACAUAGAACCAGCAAUUUUGGUGAUGCAUCACUCAAUGAGGUCACACCCAGCUGUCACUGCCACUCUGUUGGACUUCCUAUGCCGAAUCAUUCCAAAUUUCCACCCUCCUUAUGCAGAUAAAGUAAGGCAAGGGAUAUUUAAUUCUCUUCAGCAAAUAAUUGAGAAAAGAGUAUUGCCUAAUUUACACCCUUUAUUUGAUUCACCUAAGUUGGAUAGAGAGCUCCGCACUACUGUGAGGGAAACCUUUAAAGAGUUCUGCACAAAUGGGAAUGGUGAAGGAGUAUCAGGAAUGAAAGAAGAAGGCAAUGAAGAGAUCCCUAGAGGAGGUCCUGAUGAGCCUGCAUUUUCCGACGAUGAGGAAGAUCCUCCACCAAUUAUUGCAGAAGACACUGAUGACGAUGACUUGCCUUUAUCAGAAGUGCGUGCAAGAGAACGACCAGAAUUGGCUGCAGCAUUACCACUUUUAUUGCGACCACUUGCCGAAACACUUUUAGAUGAACGUACAAGUAGUGCUGCUACAGCAUUAUUGAAUGCUUGUAAUGCACCAAUGCCUACACCUGCUGCCCUGGCAGACUUGUUCAUUGCCACAAUGCAGGAAGCACCACCACUGCAUGUCUCUGGCAACCCAACGCAAGCAGAGCUCGAUUCAGCUAUAAAUUCACCCAUAUUUGCCAUGUUCCCUUUUAUGUCAGGCUCAGAAGACCGACGUAAAUUAGUAAUGGAAACAUUCAAAGAGAUACAAGCACAAGGCACUUACCAUGCAGUGGGGUAUAGUUUGCUUUUUUAUUUGAGGGUAUGUUACGAACGAGAUCGUCGCGCUGAGCGCGAUGCAGCCAAAAGGCGAAAUGUAAAAUUCAAAACUGAUCUAUAUAGAGAUUACUGUAGUCAUUUAGAACUAAAAAUAGCCGAAAGUAUAGCAGAUGAUUUUGAAAAAUGUCAAGAAUGUGACCCAAAUGUUUUAGUGUGGUUGAUACCAGAUGUUUACAGAGAAUUUAAAGAACAAACCCAGAACCACAUAAGGAUAUUGCAUGCCAUAGUUUCUACAUUAGAUGCUGCACAGUUGCAGCGCCUGGUAUGUCUCACAUUACAAGGUACCUUGAUGAUGUUCAAGUCUGAUGAUAUUACAACUAUGUUGUCAACAAGUCUUGGGUGGGAGACAUUUGAACAGUAUUGCUUGUGGCAACUUUUGACUGCUCACGACAUUUCUGUUGAAGAUGUCUUGCCUAUCAUUCCGAAAUUAUCAUAUAAGGAACAUGCAGAAGCUGUUACUUCAGUCCUUCUAAUGUUGAAACAAGAGAGACCUACUGCUGACGUUGUGCGACAACUGUUCUGUAGGCCACUUCUGGAAGAAGACACAUUUGUUUUGUCAACCAUUAUGUACUGGUGCCAGGACUAUGAAGAUAAAGUUGGAGACUUAGUUUCGGUGCUGUUGAGCACGAGGUACCCCGGAACUAGUCCUAACAAAAGAAAACGUCCUGGGAAACAUAGCAUUCCACCCAAUGCUCCGCCUUCAGCUGAGUUGGUUCUAGGACACUUGGAGCAAAUGCGUGUGUGCUGCGUAGAACAGGAUGAUAUGUCAAUUUUCAACAUGGAGUGUAUGCAGAAAGCAUUGCAGCUAGCACAAUCGAAUAGUAGCGAUAGUUUAAGGAGACAAUAUAGCGAUUUGUUUACCCUGGCAUGGGAAGAUGAACUGCCCAUAUCGAGGAGAGCUAGAAAAUUAGUUGCAAAUUCGCUGCCACUUAAUCAGAAUUUGCAUUCUUCAAACGACGAGAGUGAGGAGGACGAAAUUGUUAAACCGAAACAAGCAAAACGGCGGAAGAAGGCAAUAUCUGAUAGCGAUUGACAUAUCUCUAAGAGAAACGGUAAUUUUAAACACCAAAGUGCAACUCUUCAAUACAAUAAAUAUUGAUUAAUAUGUAAUUAAUCUAAUUACAAUUAUAGGUCGUUACCUUUACGUUUAUCAAAGGUGCAUUCAAAGAAUGGUACCUUAGUUAAAUUGUCGUCUUUGCCUUUGUAAUGUGUAAAUGUAAUAUACCGUGGUCUAAUUUUCAGAUAAGUCUCGAUUGUUUUGUAAAGUUAAAUGGACAGGAUAACUUCGCAAGGACAUGUCUACGAAAAAGUUGUAUAUAGUUUACUUAAAUGUAAAUGGCGAGGCUUAAGUUAAUAAGAGUAAGGAAUAGCAUAAUAAAACUUAUUUUUUUCGUCUAUUGUUCUUUUUUAUUGACUAGGGAAUGUGCCCUAGUUUAUUAGAGAUCUGUUUUAUAUUACCAUUUUGAUUCCAUGUAAAUGCUUACCACGUUUUGUCUACAUGUCCUUGAAAGUUUAGAAACAUUGUACAGUUCACACCGUCUGUAGUCAUUUAAUUUUGUAAAGUUAAGUAUCUGGUUGUACAGAUUUUUUUAUUCGCCGUACAGUGUUGGACUUAUUUUAAUUAUAAGGACGACCAAAUUUUAAUAAAAAAGAUAUUGUAUUGAUGCAAUUUUCGAAAUACAUUUUACACUAGGAUCAAUAAAGUAUUU
Molecule: messenger RNA, 3726 nt
Organism: Hyposmocoma kahamanoa
Lineage: Eukaryota; Metazoa; Arthropoda; Insecta; Lepidoptera; Cosmopterigidae
Gene: IntS3
Product: integrator complex subunit 3 homolog
Exons: 5
Coding region: 63-3050 (995 amino acids)
Cellular component (GO): cytoplasm
Source: RefSeq, a predicted model, not a curated record